UCCUCGAUAAACGCGUGCCCCAGGCUGCUCGUGACGCGAUCCUCUCGGCGAACGCGCGAGGAGUUCGCGUUUCGUCGUGGAUUUGAACCGCGUGACCGCUCACCCGCCUCAAGAUGAUGAAGUUCAAGCAACAGGGGCUAGUCGCGGACUUAAUGCCCAACAUAAAGCUGAUGAAAGCCAGUGGGCAUUUUUUGUUCAACUAUUACACUGACAAUGCUACGAAGGGUAUGCACAAAAUCUACUGCAUCGUGCAUCUAGUACUGAUCCUAAUACAGUUCGGAUUCUGCGGUAUAAACCUAAUGUUGGAGAGCGACGACGUUGACGAACUGACGGCGAACACGAUCACGAUGCUGUUCUUCACGCACAGCGUGGUUAAGCUCGGUUAUUUCGCCGUCAGGAGCAAGUUGUUCUACAGAACCUUCGGUAUUUGGAAUAAUCCGAACAGCCAUCCUCUGUUCGCCGAGAGUAACGCGCGUUAUCAUCAGAUUGCUGUGAAAAAAAUGAGAAUACUGUUGAUGGCCGUCAUGGGAACCAGUGUGCUCACCGUCAUUUCUUGGACCACAAUCACGUUCAUCGGUGAUUCCGUGAAGAAGGUCGUCGAUCCUGUUACCAACGAAACCUCUUUUGUCGAGGUACCAAGAUUGAUGGUGCGUUCUUGGUAUCCGUACGACCCCAGCCACGGGAUGGCUCACAUUCUUACGUUAGUAUUCCAACUUUACUGGCUGAUAUUUACCAUAGCAGACGCGAAUCUCCUAGACGUGCUGUUCUGUUCGUGGCUCCUCUUCGCUUGUGAACAAAUUCAGCAUCUAAAGAAUAUCAUGAAACCACUGAUGGAAUUCAGCGCGACCCUGGACACUGUUGUACCAAACAGUGGAGAAUUGUUUAAAGCCGGUGCGAACAUGGAUCACGGGAAGGAUCAAGAUCUACCACCGCCAGCCACGCCACAUCCUCAAACCGAUAAUAUGCUGGACAUGGAUCUUCGAGGAAUAUACAGCAACAGGACAGAUUACACGACUACCUUCCGGGCAACUGCUGGCGCGACCUUUAACGGCGGUGUAGGACCAAAUGGAUUGACACAGAAACAGGAGAUGUUGGUCAGAAGUGCCAUCAAAUAUUGGGUAGAGAGGCACAAACACAUUGUCAGAUUGGUCACUUCAGUCGGUGAUGCUUACGGUGUUGCUCUACUGCUGCACAUGUUAGCCACCACCAUCACCUUAACUUUGCUUGCUUACCAAGCAACGAAGAUACACGGUGUCGAUACAUACGCAGCAUCGGUAAUAGGCUACUUGUUGUACUCCCUGGGACAAGUUUUCAUGCUCUGCAUAUUUGGAAACCGUCUCAUUGAAGAGAGCUCAUCUGUGAUGGAAGCCGCUUACUCUUGUCACUGGUACGACGGGUCAGAGGAGGCUAAGACUUUCGUACAAAUCGUCUGUCAACAGUGUCAAAAAGCGAUGUCGAUUUCAGGCGCGAAAUUCUUCACCGUCUCUUUGGAUCUUUUCGCUUCGGUGCUGGGAGCUAUGGUCACAUACUUCAUGGUGUUGGUGCAACUGAAGUGAACACUAAGAACUACAUUCUUCAGGGUCGAACACGAAAUUCGGAAUGUUCGAAUAUGCCUGAUCGCAAUUAUCAAGAAGAGACACGAAUCUCGUACUUCGUACUUUGUUAUAAUGCUUUUUGAAAGACUUUCAGGUUGGAUUAAGCUGGGAACUGUGACUACAGGACAAUGUACGAUUAUAGACUACACCAAAGAGAGUAUCC
This is a messenger RNA of Habropoda laboriosa, 1758 nucleotides long. RefSeq names its product odorant receptor coreceptor (gene Orco). Bases 114 to 1556 code for a protein of 480 amino acids. Lineage: Eukaryota; Metazoa; Arthropoda; Insecta; Hymenoptera; Apidae. The transcript is spliced from 9 exons. The record is from RefSeq and is a predicted model, not a curated record. Gene Ontology annotation, biological process: detection of chemical stimulus involved in sensory perception of smell; sensory perception of smell. Gene Ontology annotation, cellular component: plasma membrane. Gene Ontology annotation, molecular function: olfactory receptor activity; odorant binding.